Molecule: messenger RNA, 819 nt
Organism: Dovyalis caffra
Lineage: Eukaryota; Viridiplantae; Streptophyta; Magnoliopsida; Malpighiales; Salicaceae
Source: the annotation of a GenBank genome assembly
AUGGGCCGAACUUCCAACCGGCCCAUCUCUUCUCGUGAGAAAAUUCUAGUAGUUUUAAUGGAUCUGGAGACUGAGAACAGAAUAGCUUCAAUUCUUAUGAAAGAAGCAGCAGAAUUGCGGCGACGAGCUGAGAGGGAAGGCGUGCAUGUUUACCUGGAACGACCUAAAGUAAGAGCGCGGCCAAAUUCUCGCUUCCUGACUGCAACUGUCCUUGGAGUGCAGCAAACAAAUCGAUCUGUUGAAGUGAACGAGAUGUGGCGAGUCCGGCAAAAGGAGCUCGAGCUGGAUGAUAGGCUGAGAGGAAGAUCAAGGUAUGAUGAUAACAGCAGCAAGAACCAGAUGGAUGUUGGUAGUGUCCCUAGAAGUACAAGCAAAAGGCAUUUUGUAAAUGAGAACGAUACUAGUGCGUCAUCUUCAUCAAGCAAAAGAGUAGGGAGCUCCUAUUCAAGAGAAGAUGAAGGUUUAAGGGAUGAAGAAGUCGAGGAAUUUUUGCACUCCAGGGUUAAGCGAGGUCGAGGUGCCGUAGGUUCAAGGAUGGAUGACACAGGGCCUUACCUUCCUCCUUGUCCAGAUUCUGAGGAAAAGCUGUCCCGAAGCCCGGAUGCAAAGCUGCAGCGUGUUGUUUUUGGACCAGAGAAGCCUUCUAUGCUGAAAUCUUAUGAAUCGUCUGAAGAAGAGCAUGACAUGGAAAGACUUAAAAAGGCAAAGAAGGUUUGUUCAAAGAGUUUGGAUAAAAAGCAUUCCAGGAAGCACAGAUCUAAAGAAAAGUCUAGAGAUAAGAAAAGGAAGAGAAAGGAUGAGAAAAGAAGUAAACACUAG